Lycium ferocissimum is the source of this 1815-nucleotide messenger RNA. RefSeq lists its product as uncharacterized. Gene Ontology annotation, molecular function: protein binding. Bases 1 to 1815 code for a protein of 604 amino acids. The transcript is spliced from 3 exons. The record is from RefSeq and is a predicted model, not a curated record. Lineage: Eukaryota; Viridiplantae; Streptophyta; Magnoliopsida; Solanales; Solanaceae.
AUGGGGACAGGCACAGCUGACACAUUGCCUGAAUGUGUCAUUCGCAAAAUACUCUGUUAUCUUAGUUAUGGAGAAGCAACCCGGAUGAGAAUUCUCUCCAAAACAUGGCUACAGGCCUGGUUGACUCUUCCCAACUUGGCAUUCGGAGUCUCUUCUGGCGAAAGCAUAACAAUAGUGGAUGAAGUCACGAAGAGAUAUAGGAACGGAAAUAUCCCUAUUGACAGGUUUGAACUUCACAACUUUACGGAACCUGACGGUCUUUUCCCUCUGAUUGAUAAGUGGCUUGGCAUUGCUCUUCAAAAUGGUGUAAAAGAUCUAGUGUAUAGAGAUGUUAGAUAUUCAUCAUCAUAUCCCUUCCCUAUUUUUAUAUUCUUGGCAGCAGAAUCUUUACGAGAACUAGUCCUGACGGGUUGUGAUCUGAUGCAUAUUUCGUUAUCUACUAGUCGUCUGGUGAACUGCCAUUCUUUGAGAAAGCUUUCUCUAUCUUGUGUCCAUUUAGACGAGAACAUGCUUCAGACUCUACUCACUAGUUGCCCCUUGAUUGAUACUUUAAUCAUCGAGCAUUGUAUUGGUCUGAAUAAAAUUGAGCUCCGGAAUCUUCAUAAGAUCACGUCACUUACCAUUAAUAUUCACCGACGUGUUAAAAUUCAAGCACCAACUCUUGAACACUUGUCUUAUUCUAGUUAUUCUUUGGAAGAAUUGGAUAUUGUUGAAUAUCAUAAUCUGAAAUCUUUAGAGAUAUCAUGUAUGAAAAUAUCUAAAGGAUUUCUCGAGCACCUUAUCUCUAGACCUCACUUCCUUGAGAGUUUGAAAUUGGUUAAAAUUACUUCAGGAAGUUUUGACAUCUGCAGGAGUCAAUCCCUAAGGGUCUUAAAGAUUCAGAAUUGCGAGAUCAUAGGAACAAUUGAUGCUCCAAAUUUGCUAUUAUUUGAGUAUAAAGGACGACAUGUUAUUCCUCAACUUAAAUUUGCAAGAGAAUCAAGCCAAUUGAAGCACUCACAGAUCAUUCUUGAUUCCUUGUACAAUUUAGAUGCUGCGUGGUUUUGUAAGUUGAGAAAAUUUCUAUCAAAUUCGACCUCUUGGUCUCAAGUUACCCUUUAUUUUCUCAAAUGCAAUGAGAUCAACAUGAAAUAUUUGCAACUGCUCCAUAGAAUUGCUACCCCACAAGUGGACAUUUUAGAUGUAAAAUUUUUAACGCCGACUGGGGAGUGCCCAACGUUUGUGGAUGCUUUGCUAUGGAGUUGUCAUCCUAGGAGACUCAACCUACACUCAACAAGUGAAAUGUUUACAUGUUUCAUCAAUCGUUUGAUGUAUAUGAAGAAUCUGAGUCACUCACAUUCUCAUGAAAGCGAGCCUUGGCAGAGUCAAUUAAAAGAGGCAAAAGUCUACAAAUUUGAUCAGGAAAGUCAGAGUUGGCAUCCUGUAGAACACAAAAGAGGAGAGCUCUCAAUAAGGACCACUAGAUGUUCUCACAUGCUAUCAGAUAUUGUGAAUUCGGGUGACCGCAAGUUUUUCAUUUCUUACUGCUGGAAAAGAAAUGUUAUUGCAAAUUAUUUGAAGCAAGAGGAAGUAUUGCUGGUUUCAUGUGAAUUACCAACAGUUACAAGACCACAGAGUAGUGUUCCAGAACUUUACUGUUUUUCCUUAGCCUAUGCUCUCAAUAUCCUGUUUAAUGUGGCUUCCUUUUUGGGUACCUUUGUUCUUGGUUUUAACUUCCCUCAGAUUAAAGAAGAAAAUAUUGGUGAAGAAUGUCGCAACUCUGUUGAAAGAAAGUGGCAACUUUAUCAUAAGAAAAUUGAACAGAAAACUUAUUAA